Molecule: messenger RNA, 4802 nt
Organism: Antrostomus carolinensis (chuck-will's-widow)
Lineage: Eukaryota; Metazoa; Chordata; Aves; Caprimulgiformes; Caprimulgidae
Product: E3 ubiquitin-protein ligase UBR2
Exons: 39
Biological process (GO): ubiquitin-dependent protein catabolic process via the N-end rule pathway; protein ubiquitination
Cellular component (GO): ubiquitin ligase complex; cytoplasm
Molecular function (GO): ubiquitin protein ligase activity
Source: RefSeq, a predicted model, not a curated record
GAGCUAGAAAUGUGUAUCACCAGUUAUUCAUGAGCAGUCUACUUAUGGAUUUGAAAUACAAGAAACUUUUUGCUAUCCGCUUUGCAAGAAAUUACCGGCAGUUGCAGAGAGAUUAUAUGGAGGAUGAUCACGAACGGGCAGUAUCGGUGGCUGCUCUGUCUGUCCAACUCUUCACUGUACCUACUCUGAACUAUGAGCGAUUGCAGAGUGAUUUUAUGAAAGAUGACCACGACAGAGAGUUCUCAAUUGCUGACCUCUCGAUACAGAUAUUCACAGUGCCUUCUCUUGCUCGAAUGCUAAUAACGGAAGAAAAUCUCAUGACCACUAUCAUCAAAACUUUUAUGGACCACUUAAGGCACCGUGACGUCCAAGGCAGGUUUCAGUUUGAACGUUACACUGCUCUACAGGCUUUCAAAUUCAGGCGUGUUCAGAGCCUUAUUUUGGAUCUGAAGUAUGUGUUGAUAAGUAAGCCAACUGAGUGGUCAGAUGACUUGAGGCACAAGUUCCUAGAGGGUUUUGAUGCCUUCUUAGAGCUACUAAAAUGUAUGCAGGGUAUGGAUCCAAUAACUCGUCAAGUAGGACAACACAUAGAAAUGGAACCAGAAUGGGAAGCAGCAUUUACAUUGCAGAUGAAAUUAACACUUGUUAUUUCAAUGAUGCAGGACUGGUGUGCUUUAGAUGAAAAAGUGUUAAUUGAAGCUUACAAGAAAUGCCUGACUGUGUUGAUGCAGUGUCAUAGUGGUUUUACUGACGGAGAACAGCCUAUUGUUCUCAGUAUGUGUGGACAUUCAGUUGAGACGAUCAGAUACUGUGUUUCUCAGGAAAAAGUUAGCAUUCAUCUCCCCGUUUCUCGUUUACUUGCAGGCUUGCAUGUUUUGCUGAGUAAAACUGAAGUGGCAUAUAAGUUUCCAGAGCUGCUACCCCUGAGUGAACUUAGCCCACCUAUGUUAAUAGAACAUCCUCUACGAUGCUUAGUCCUAUGUGCCCAAGUGCAUGCAGGGAUGUGGAGAAGAAAUGGGUUCUCUCUUGUUAAUCAGAUUUAUUACUAUCAUAAUGUGAAGUGCAGGAGGGAGAUGUUUGACAAGGACAUAGUAAUGCUUCAGACAGGUGUGUCUAUGAUGGAUCCAAAUCACUUCUUGAUGAUAAUGCUGAGUCGCUUUGAACUUUAUCAGAUAUUUAGUACUCCGGACUAUGGCAAAAGAUUUAGCACAGAAAAUACUAACAAGGAUGUUGUUCAACAAAAUAACACUCUUAUUGAAGAGAUGCUAUACCUCAUUAUAAUGAUUGUUGGCGAAAGAUUCAGUCCUGGAAUAGGACAGGUAAAUGCAACAGAUGAAAUCAAACGAGAAAUCAUUCAUCAGCUGAGCAUCAGGCCAAUGGCUCACAGUGAAUUGGUAAAGGCAUUACCUGAAGAUGAGAACAAAGAGACUGGAAUGGAAAGUGUGAUUGAAGAAGUGGCGUGUUUCAAGAAACCUGGAUUAACAGGCAGAGGGCUCUAUGAACUAAAACCAGAAUGUGCCAGGAACUUCAAUCUGUAUUUCUAUCACUUUUCAAGGGCAGAGCAAUCAAAGGCAGAGGAAGCACAAAGAAAGCUGAAAAGGCAGAACAGAGAAGAUACAGCACUUCCACCACCCGCUCUUCCUCCUUUCUGCCCUCUUUUUGCAAGUCUGGUUAAUAUUCUGCAAUCUGAUGUCAUGCUGUGCAUUAUGGGAACUAUACUGCAGUGGGCAGUAGAACACAAUGGCUAUGCCUGGUCAGAGUCCAUGCUGCAAAGGGUUUUGCAUUUGCUUGGAAUGGCACUACAAGAAGAAAAACAACAUCUGGAGAAUCUCAGUGAGGAGAAUGUUGUAACAUUUUCCUUCACUCAGAAAAUAUCAAGACCAGGAGAAGCACCCAAUAAUUCCCCUAGUAUACUAGCUAUGCUAGAAACACUGCAAAACGCACCUCAUCUGGAAGUGCACAAGGACAUGAUCAGAUGGAUAUUGAAGACUUUUAAUACUAUUAAGAAACUAAGAGAAAGCUCUUCGGCAAGUCCUGUGGCUGAGACAGAAGGAAAUAUUAUGGAGGAGAGUUCACGUGAUAAAGACAAAGCUGAAAGGAAGCGGAAAGCUGAGAUUGCCAGACUGCGCAGGGAAAAAAUCAUGGCCCAGAUGUCUGAGAUGCAACGGCAUUUCAUUAAUGAAAACAAAGAACUCUUUCAGCAGACUUUGGAGGAGCUUGAUACUUCAACUUCUGGAGUACAUGAAAACAGCCCUGUAAUUUCAGAUGCAAAACUCAUAGCCUUGGGACCAGAGCAAACUAGAGUAGCUGAACACAGACAGGUUGUUAUGUGUAUUUUGUGUCAGGAGGAACAAGAAGUUAAAGUGGACAGCAGAGCUAUGGUCUUGGCAGCAUUUAUUCAGCGAUCAACUGUGUUGUCUAAAAAUAGAAACAAAAUUAUUCCAGACCCUGAAAAGUAUGACCCAUUAUUCAUGCACCCAGAUCUGUCAUGUGGAACACACACGGGUAGCUGUGGACAUAUCAUGCACGCUCAUUGUUGGCAAAGGUACUUUGAUGCUGUCCAAGCGAAAGAGCAACGAAGACAACAAAGAUUACGAGUACACACAAGUUACGAUGUAGAAAACGGUGAAUUCCUUUGCCCACUUUGUGAAUGCUUAAGCAACACUGUUAUUCCUCUGCUUCCUCCACCAAGGGUUUUGUUUAACAGGUUAGACAUUUCAGGCCAACCAAACCUAACUCAGUGGAUCAAAACAAUAUCCCAGCAAAUAAAAGCGCUGUAUUUACUUCGAGAUGAAGACUGUGCAAGUAAUUCUGGUAAUUCAGAAAAAAUGGAUCAGCUGCAACUACCUGAAGGAUUUAGACCAGCUUUCAAACCGAAGAAUCCUUAUUCUGAGAGCAUAAAGGAGAUGUUGACAACUUUUGGUACAGCAACGUACAAAGUGGGCUUAAAGGUUCAUCCGAAUGAAGAUGAUCCACGUGUACCUAUAAUGUGCUGGGGAAGCUGUGCUUACACAAUACAGAGUAUAGAACGAAUUUUAGCUGAUGAAGAUAAACCUUUAUUUGGUCAUUUACCUUGUCGACAGGAUGACUGCCUUACAUCAUUAACAAGAUUUGCAGCAGCUCACUGGACAGUUUCAUCUCUUUCGGCAGUACAGGGUCACUUUUGUACUCUCUUAGCAUCAUUGGUGCCUAAUGAAAAAAAUGGAAAUCUUCCUUGCAUACUUGAUAUUGACAUGUUUCAUUUAUUGGUAAGCUUGGUGCUCUCUUCCCCUGCCAUACAUUGUCAGGAUUUUUCAGGGGUUAGUCUUGGCACUGGAGAUCUUCACCUGUUUCAUCUUGUCACCAUGGCACACAUAGUACAAAUUUUACUUACCUCAUCAACAGAAGAGAAUGGUAUGGAUCAAGAAAACACUAACAGUGAGGAGGAAGUAGCUGUGCUUACACUGUAUAAAUUUCUUUGCCAGUGUACAGGAAGUGCCUUGAAAGAAAUUUCCUCAGGCUGGCACCUGUGGAGGAAUCUAAAAGCUGGAAUCAUGCCUUUCCUGAGAUGUUCUGCUUUGUUUUUCCAUUACUUAAAUGGAGUCCCAGCACCCUCAGAAAUUCAAGCAAAUGGAACAAACCAGUUUGAACACCUAUGUAGCUAUCUUUCCUUGCCAAACAACCUUACUUGCCUUUUUCAAGAAAAUAGUGAAAUUCUGAACACAUUAAUAGAAAGUUGGUGUAGUAACAAUGAAGUAAAAAGAUAUCUCGAAGGCAAGAGAUGUGCUAUCAGCUAUGCAAGAGAAUCCAACAAAUUAAUAGACCUCCCGGACGACUACAGCUGCCUCAUUAACCAAGCAUCCAAUUUCUCGUGUCCGAAGUCAGGUGGUGAUAAAAGCAGAGCCCCAACAUUGUGCCUUGUGUGUGGAACCAUGCUGUGUUCUCAGAGUUACUGUUGUCAGACUGAAUUGGAAGGAGAAGAUGUUGGAGCCUGUACUGCACAUACAUACACUUGUGGUUCUGGAGUGGGCAUAUUCCUUAGAGUACGAGAAUGUCAGGUGCUAUUUUUAGCUGGAAAAACAAAGGGCUGCUUUUAUCCUCCUCCUUAUCUCGAUGACUAUGGAGAGACAGACCAGGGACUCAGACGUGGGAAUCCCUUACAUCUGUGCAGAGAACGAUUUAAAAAGAUUCAGAAACUCUGGCAGCAGCACAGUAUCACAGAGGAAAUUGGACAUGCACAAGAAGCAAAUCAAACACUAGUUGGCAUUGAUUGGCAGCAUUUAUAAUGGUUAUCUGCUGAAGAGUGGGACUCUGUUAAGAUUUUUGUAACUCAGUAAGCUUUUCAAAGGAUUAAGAAAAAAAGUCUGAGGGGAAAAAAAAAAAAACAACAACAAAAACAACAAACCAAACCCAGUCCUGUUAUUUAAUCUUUGUUUUACAAUGUAUUUCAUAAAGAUACCAGUUAACAUUAAUCAAGUAAACUUCUUUCUAUGUAAGCAAGUUUUAUUAGUCAUAUAAUUUGCACUGUGCUUCCUUCACAGAAAUGUCUUGGGUUAUAAACCUGGGCAAAUGAACUUGAGUUUCUGAUAAAAAAAAGAAUGACUCUUUUUGGAAGUCUGACUAUGAUUUUUUCUUAUAAACUGCAAGAGAAAAAGACUGCUGAAACAGAAACUAGAUAGAGCACAAUUAUGGAUUGUGUUUUGCCCCUUGCUAGUAAUCUGAGCCGUCUUAUUUAUUAUUCUGCAUUUUAAUACUUAAGCUGUGUGUACACGCAAUGGAAUGAAGUAAGGAAGCAAAUAAUGUAGCAAAUGGAUGUUUCUGUC